UUAACUGUCAAUUCCAAUUGUCACACUUAUAUUUUCUAAUCCAUGGCUGACAUUACUGCUGGCACACAGAGUAUAGGAUCUAGCGCUAUGCUGCUACCUCCAGAGAUUCUGACGCGUAUUGCUCAGUUUGUCGACAGAGAGUCGUUGAUUGAAGCUUCCAUGGUCUGCAAAAUCUGGUUGUCAUGUUUUCGACCCAUGCUAUGGCAUACGAUUCAAGCUGAUGGCUACAUUUCGAAAUCAUUUCUUGAUCAGUUUCCUGAUUAUUACCACCGGAUUUGCGACCUUACACUUUCUCUUCCAUGCAGUACAGAAGAGACAGCGGAUCUUCUGGGCUUUCCUUUCGAUUCGAAUGGAGAACCUAAACUCAAAAAAGGCAUGUUGACUAAGACGUUACUAGACUGUUGCCGUCUGGAACGCAUCCGGAUCAAGUACGGUCGAGAAAUGGCUUCUAUUUCGCUAGGAUCAACAGCCAGUUUCAAGAACACUAGCUCUCUUGAUCAUUCACAUGAGUAUUACGCAAGUGCAGCUCUUAAAAUCAUGGAGAGCAACAGGGAGACGUUACGCAGGCUCUGGCUCACUGGUGUUGGUCUAGAUAUUGAUCCACUUGUCCAGAAGUCCAUCCGAGAUAUGCCAGUAUUAGAAGAAUUGACAAUGGAAGAAUGGAGUGCCAUGAAUGGAGAAGGCUUACGCACUAUGCUGAAAUCUUUACCUCGACUUCAAAAACUAUCAUUGGAGAUGAACGAAUUUAUGGACCCAAUUUGGGAAUUGCGCCAAUGGCGUAUUAAUUGGGAUGCGAGCCAAGCCGAUUUUCACAACGAUUGGAAGAGUGACGAUGAGGAUCGUUCGCAACGGCCCUCAGAGGAUCCAUUAACGCAGAUCAGAAGCCUGCAUUUAGAUCGAUCAAACAUCACUAUGAGGACGCUCUUGGAUUUGACAGCAGUUAUGCCAGAGUUGACUGAGCUCUCUCUGGGUUACACAUAUGGUAUUGGACUUGAUGAUGAGGAGCCGGAUUCUGAUUUUUUUGAUCCUCUCGGCGCUGCCUUUGAGUCCCAAAUGGAUGAUGUUGGUGAUAGUAUAGAGCAGGAAGAGGAAGCAGAAGAUGAAGAUGAGGAAGAGAAUGGUGACGAUCAAGUUGAUGUAGGGAUGGACGCUAUGACUACCGAGUCUCCUGAUAUAGGCAACAACAUCACUUCCAACCAUAACACUAACUCAAAUACUAGUAUAAUGGAGACAAAUAAUGCAACUGCAACAGCCACAAUCGUUCAGCCCCAUCCGACUGAUUAUGGCCCUGGACACUGUCCCCUAACCUUGAGUAUCACAGCUUUAUCAAAUAUGCAAACGCCAUGUACAGUCACCGAAAGCUCAAGUAGCAACGCUUCAACUUGUCAACCUGAAAAGACUUUGCAACAUUAUGAUGUCCACAGGGAUGACGGUGAAGAGGAGAACAAUAACAACGACAUGAUUAGAGAUAAAGGGAUAUCUAAAGGUGAAGAUGAGGAUAGAGGUACGUCUGAAGAUGAACGUGAGGGAAGAGGUCCGUCUGAACAUGAAGAUGAAGACGAGAUUGACGAGGAUGAGAUUGAUGAGGACGGCUAUUACGAUGAUGAAUAUGAUGCUUUCUAUGGAAGUGAAGGCGAGUUCUAUUGGGAAGACUGGGGCCAUGAAGGCCUCGGUUCAUAUGCAGGUGAUUCCGAAGAUUUCGACAGCUGGUAUGAUAACCAACUUGAGCUCCAGGGUCAAAUGUCAUACGCAAGCCUCCGUAACAUAGAUAUAGGAAGUAUAUCGCACGCCUCACCUCAGCUUUAUCGCAACAUGCGACAACUGCAUGUGCAUUGUCCAAUGAUUCAGUCCUUUGAUUUUUCGGGAUGUCGGCCCGAAGGGAUCGAUCAAAAGUUCUUGGAGUUUGUCUGUGAACUCUGGGGACCUUAUGGUCAUGCGAACGAUGCUGCAAAGCCAGGUCGCCUCCAGUCCAGUCGACUCCACUCAGAUAAACAGAAACAGACUCUAGCGAGAUCAUUAGGAUUGAAGUCCUUGAUAGCAGCCGAUCUUUAUGCUGUCACCCCUCAGUUCUUUCAUAAACUUAAUCAUCACUGUGGCGACACAUUGACAGCACUCGAUCUGUCUUUAAGUAGCGACUUGAAUAUUACGGAUAGACGAGGGGCGUACGCGCGAGAAGUGGAGAAAUCAAUCUAUUACGACGCUCUUCUGAAUAUGCUCUCUACUUGUCCGAACCUGGAGAAAGUUCAGGUUGAGGCCUACCCAGUGAACGCGCGGUCAAUCGCAGAACAAUGUCGGCCCUGGGCAUGCGCAUUCCGGCUUCGAACAUUAGCUAUCACCAUUGAAUUUGAUGCCACGCACAAGAAGUCCGGGCCCUCGCCUGAGGCUGAGGAGGAGGAGGAUCGCCAGAUACAAAUCAAAACUUGCAGGCAGCUGAGCUAUUUAACACGUCUUGAAAGCUUGUUGUUGCAUGGUGGGCGACAAAUGGUACACUAUCAGUCGAGAUGGGGUAGUAUGGGAUCUCAUCAUCUGCGAUUGGGAAAUAGAUAUGAGAAGAGUACACGUCGGUAUAUUGAGCUGUCAAUCAGCACUGGUUUGAAUCAGCUUUCGUCCCUGAACAGCCUUGUAGAGCUGAACAUAGGUCUCCUUGGCCCACAUGGUCUCCGUAAUGAAGCUGAAGUGAAGUGGCUGGGUCGGAAUUGGCCAUCAUUAAAGCGCGUGAGCGGAUUUUAUGAUCUGGAGCAAUUGAAAGCAGGUGCGGUUCAACUUCGUGAACAGCUAGGGCCUCCUGCCCAUACAAUGCCAUCUUCUACAUCUCCCGAGCGAGGGGCCAAAAAGAAGGUUGAGAUGCAACAAAGGAAGGGAAUUGUACUGCCAGAGACGAUGGAUCUUGAUCGAGAUCCUGUGGCGCUAAAGCUGAGACAACUCCGAAAUCAUUACUUGCAAUUGGAUGAAAACAUAGUAGAUAAAAUUCUUAGGACGGAGGGUCUAGAAACCGUGAUAUGUCUCCGUAAGGAUGGCGCUCAUAUGGCGCAAAAGCCGGGCGGUGGAAAGAUGACUGAGAAGGAGAAGGAAAGCCAACGAUUUGAUUUCAUGGUGACCUACAUAGAUCGUGGGUUUCCUUUAGGUUGGGAUUAGAGACACAUAUGAAUAAGUCUAUUACUUAAUAAACCUUUUAUGAUUGAUAGCAG
Molecule: messenger RNA, 3188 nt
Organism: Lobosporangium transversale
Lineage: Eukaryota; Fungi; Mortierellomycota; Mortierellomycetes; Mortierellales; Mortierellaceae
Exons: 1
Coding region: 43-3135 (1030 amino acids)
Molecular function (GO): protein binding
Source: RefSeq, a predicted model, not a curated record